This is a messenger RNA of Symbiodinium pilosum, 813 nucleotides long. Lineage: Eukaryota; Dinophyceae; Suessiales; Symbiodiniaceae. The record is from the annotation of a GenBank genome assembly.
AUGCGCCUCUCAGUGGCGACAGUGCCAUCUCUCAGGCUCUACAUCUUCUACCGGGUCAUUGUGGCAAUCACUGCAAAUGCCUUUUUUGGCGCCAGCUCGGCGAGUAUCAGCGAUGUCUUUGGCAGAGGCAGUGCGGCUUUUGCUGAGGCAACGAGCCGAGUUCAACGCUUCGCCUUGAUGGCCAUGCUAACCGGCACCUAUGCCGGACGUUUUGUCAAGGAGCCUCAGCAUGCUUUCGCCGCGGUCGGGUGCAUGCAGCUACUUGCAGCGGCAUGCGUUGGCCUCUGCGUAACCGAGACUUUGCCUGCAAAAGGGACAAUGGACUGGUCCCUGAACACAGUGAGCCCUUUGAGUUCUUGGUCUUUCUUCCGCAAGAGCAAAGCCCUGGCUGUGCUGGCCGUGCUUUGCACAGCCAUGGAGCUGCCGUCGCACGUCAACAUUGAUGCUGUUUAUCGUCGCCAGAAGUUCGGCGAGCGAUGGGGCAACGAGCGGGAUUCAUCGCAAAUGGUCGUUUACCAGAUUGCUGGUGUGCUUAGCACGUUCUUCCGUGCCCCGCUGAUUGCAAAGCUCGGUCAGCAGGGGGCCUGCCGACUUGAAGCUUGGUGCACGGUCAUCAUGAAUUUGAACAAUGCCUUAGCCUGGCGUCCGAGCCUUCUUUACUUGAACCCGCUCCUCUGUGUGUUUCAGUGCGGCGGACUCGCGCAGCUUGGCGAGCAAACGGUUUCGUGUUCCAACCGCUUUUUGGUGACCUCCUUCCAUGCCAUUAAAAAGACUAGAUACCCACAUCUCCAGGCGCUUGAAGAAACAGGCUGA